AUGGCACCUCCCAGCGGAGCCGCUUCUUACAAAAAGAAGGAUGGCAUCUUGACGCUGACCGCAGAUGAGCAGACGCUCACCUGGACCCCAGCAGUAGCUGGUGCUUCAGCUCUCUCGAUCCCGGUGACUACCAUCUCGAAUUUACAGCAAACCCCCGCUUCAAACCCGAAAGUCAUGCUGAAGAUCUUCGUUUUGGCCACCAACGCUCCUCCGAACAGCACCGCCGAAGCAUAUGUCUUUCUUUUCACGGCCGGUCCGGAAGCCCGCCCGCAGGCUGAUGCCCUCAAAGACACACUUAGCGCUCGAGUCAAUGCGGGCAAACCGGGCACGCCUUCCCAAACGCCGACACCCGGGGGAAGUGGAGGGAGUAUGUCGGCAGCCAUGGCGAUCGCGAAUGCAGUUUCUUCGGCAGGAUCGGCGAAGAACCCGUGGGAUGACGACAAUCGAUUGAAGGGAGACGUGGAAUUACAGCAGUCGCUGCUGAAGGCGGAUUCAACGCUGCAGCGAAUGUUCAUGGACUCCUUGCACACAAAACCAGAAACACUAGGUUCGGCACAGUUCAUGUCACAGUUCUGGUCGACUCGAUUGCACCUUCUCCGGGCACAUGCCAUUGAGCGAGCGCAGACAAGAGGCUCGUACAACGUUUUAUCGUCAUUGAAACCGCGCGUCGAGGAAAAUGUGACCCGAUUGAAUAUCAGCAAGGAGCAAAUCCAGCUCAUUUUCACGCAACAUCCUCUCGUCAAGCGUGUAUACGACGAGAAUGUGCCGAAGUUGAGCGAACAGCAAUUUUGGUCGCGAUUCUUUCAGAGCCGACUGUUUAAGAAGCUACGCGGCGAGCGCAUCUCUGACGCAGAUGCCACAGAUCUUGUGCUAGAUAAAUACCUACGGGAUGAUAUCGCGGACAUGAACCGCGAGGCCAAUAUCCCCCACUUUUUGGAUAUGGCUGGCAAUGAGAGCCACAACAGCCAGCGCCGUGGAAACCGACCAGAUCUGGACAUGCGACCUUCCGGCGUGGACAAAGUGCCCAUUAUCCGGACCCUCAAUAACCUGAGCGAGAAAAUCAUGGCUAAUGUCGCACCAGCUGAUGGCGAUUUGAGCGCUCCCAUUGGUGUGAAUGAAGAGGCUUGGAAGAAAAUGCAACUACGCGAUCUUCGUGGGGACGAGGAGCAAUCUCGUAUUGCUCUCAACAUCAGUGAUCAGAAUCGCUUCUUCUCCCAUACCCAGGAGGAUGACCAGAAACGGGCACUCAAGCAACAAGACCCAGACAAGAUCCUGAAUAGUCUCCGCUCGGAGAUUGCGCACAGUUUGCCACCGGGUGGAAUAACGCCGCUGCAAAAGCUUGUGGACCCGGGAGAUGAUGAAGAUGAGGAGAUGGAGGAUGCGCCUGCUAGCCGUCGACCCGCUGGGUCCUCGGCAGCUCUACACGAUGCAUUUGUCCAAAUUUUGGGCGCAGUACGUGAAAGGCGCACCCAAAUGAGUGAAGCAUCCACAUCCGAUACCUGUGGCUUACCGAUAGCACUCUACGACCGGUUAACGUUGACCCACGCGACAUCCACGGAAUUCUUGAAUCAAUUCUGGCAGGCCUUUCUCUCGGGCAACCCAGAGCGUGCUGGUGAAGUGACCUCUCUGACGGAGUCAUUGCAGCGCGCAAAGGACCGUAUUCAGGCUGUCGCAAAUGACGCCGAGGCAGAGCGACAAAUCGAGGUCAAUCGCCUCAAGACUCAUGCUCGCGAGGUCUAUGAAAAAUCCGGAAGGAAAUUGAAGAUGAAUCUAGCGGGAGUGGAAGGAGGGCAGAAGGUUGUCAAUCAGCUUCUAGGGCCUACAUUAAACGCCUUAGACCUCGCAUUGAAUCGGUACAAGACAGCUCUGGCGGAAGAAACGAAAGAAGCCGCUUCGUUGGCUGUGUAG
Molecule: messenger RNA, 1908 nt
Organism: Penicillium waksmanii
Lineage: Eukaryota; Fungi; Ascomycota; Eurotiomycetes; Eurotiales; Aspergillaceae
Product: TFIIH subunit TFB1 family protein
Exons: 2
Coding region: 1-1908 (635 amino acids)
Biological process (GO): transcription by RNA polymerase II; nucleotide-excision repair; transcription by RNA polymerase I
Cellular component (GO): transcription factor TFIIH core complex; transcription factor TFIIH holo complex
Source: RefSeq, a predicted model, not a curated record